AUCGAACGAUGGGGUAUAUUAAUUCCAUAAGUCACUUAGUUUAUAGAUCUAUGAUUAAACCAAUUUUUUUUUAUAGUGUUGGCAACCGUAGUACAUUGCAUGUUUGUGAAAUUGACGUUAUCACUAUCACUUUGCAAUGUUAGAUCCACGGUUAUAUCUUUAACCAGUUUAACCGUGAUUAGAUCGUACUAUCAUAUUGCAUGUGUUUAUUGUUUUAAAAAGUUAAAUUUUAAUUUGUUUAUAUUUGUUAUUUGUCGCACCACCGUUGAACGCUAGACGACUGUCGAGUGAAACUAUUAAAACAUUUAAAACUGGUUAACAACAGUGAAUAAUUAUAAUAUUGGUAUUUUGGUUUUUAUCAUUACGAUUUGGAAACGUUUGGUUCAACAAAGGCGCGAUAUAGGUUUGUAUAAACGGUGAGGGAGCAGACACUCCUGAAAGCAGUCGUCAAACCAAAAUUUUCGGGAAGUUUGCCUUCAAAUCGGAAUCGAUCAGGUUAUACCCCAAACGAAUGUAAUAAAAGUGCAGUGCUGACCAUUUAACACGUUCAUCACGAUGUUUUCUAUAAAACAACUGUUCUCUUGUGUGUUUGCCACUGAAUAGGAAAAAAACGAAUUGACGAUAAAAUUGUGUUCUAACAAACGCAGUUUGUUUAUAUUAAACCAAAUUGUAUUCUUGAAAUACAAAAUAACUGAUAUCUGUUCAUACAUAAUACGUUCGUUGAGUUGUGUUGAGUAUACAACGUAACCCAGUAAAAAAUUGCAAGUUGGAGUAAGUUUCUGUAUCUCAUACCUAUCAAUUGGUAUAUUCACACAAAAUAUGAAUUUCGAUAUACUUCAAGGUAGUUAAACUGUGGUCUUGUAAUUUUUUCUGUAUCAGUAGACAAUUCUUAAAUUGUGUUUUUGUUUUUUUUUCCCCCAGGAAUUCGUGAAAUAAUACAUGGCUUAGGCGAGAGAAGACCACGCGUGGAUUCAGUAAAGUUAAUACAAUCAAUACUUGUCAAACAAAUGGUACUGUUCAUUUCUAAAACACUACAAGUUGCACUUGAAUUUAAACAUCGGAAAGUAUCAAUGACACAUGUAAUAUAUGUUUUGCAAAACCAUAAGUACACUCUCAUUCGUAUCUUAACAUAUUACUGUGAGCAAAUAUAGAAACUAUAAAUACAUAAUUAUAUAAAAUAUUAAAAUAACUAUUCAAUAUUCACAGUGAUGAAAGAGAAUAUCUAUAAGAUCAGUGUAGCUUCUGAAGUGGAAGGAAAUGAAGUCUAUGGAGAUAAUGUUAUAAACAAAUCAACAUUGUCAGUUGAUAAAGAUUUGGUUGAGGCUGUAUUAAAUUUUAAUAAAAAAAAUGAAAUAAUGGAAUUAAGUAUGUAUUAAACAUAAUAAUUUAAACAUAUAUUAAUAAUUGUCAAUAAAUGAAAAACUUUUUUUUAGAAUUAUUUAACACUAAAGACAAUCAAAUCAAAUUUCUUAGAAUAAUAGCUUAAAAUUUAAAUUUCUAAACAUCUAACUUAAUUAAGUAAUCUUUGUACUCUAAACUACAUUUUUUUUUUUUUUCAAUCAUUUUUAGUUUAUUUAAACGUAUAAUAUUGUUUAUCUUGUUAAUGUAUUGUACUGAAGACUGUAACAUUGUUACUGAAUUAAAAGAUAAUUUUUUGUGGAUAUGGGGUUUUAUUUAUUUAUUUGUGUAAAUAAAUUAUUUGAAUAACUUGUACUUUUCAAACAUUAAUAAUUAUCAAUUAGUAUUUAAUGUAUUUUUUUUUCACAUUCAUUAAAAUAAUUUAUUUUUGAGUCAUAAUAUUAUUAAGUGUAAUUUUCAAAUAAUUACCUAUCUAAUAGUUACCUAUAUUAUUUUAAAGAUUUUUAAAAAAUAUAUUGAAAAUGACAGCGUAAUCAUUAAUCAUGAAAAAUUCAUAUUUCUAGAUCCAAUCAAUGUAUUCACAUCAACUUAUUUUAAAACAAAGUUUGUAUCAAAGGGUCGUGGUAAAAGAAAAAGUGUUUAUAAGAUGAUUGUAAAUGCAAUAGUGGCUUUAAAAUUAGAUAUCAAUAUAACCAAUGAAGAUUUAAGAAUUGCUACAGAAGCUCGUAAAUUGAGAGUUAAUGAACUAUCAAUUGCAUUGUCAUCCCAGUAUGUCAAAUGUUUAUUAAUUAUUAAGUGAUUAUUCUUGUAUAGUAUAUUUAAUUGCUUUCGUAAUUUCAGUGGUUAUGAAGGUUUCCAGUUAUGCAGGAGAAAGAAUUUUCAUAAUACAAAAAUAGGAAUUGCACUAUUUGAAGAAGUAAAUAGAGCACUGCCAUCGAAUAUACAUUAUUCAAAAGAUAUCAAAGAAAUAUUUAUGUUCUUAGCAAAAGUAAAAUAUAACUUUAAUCAGAGUCAUUAUUGUUAAUUUUUAAAUUUAAAUUAAUUCUGAAAUAUGUGUUCAUUAAAAGGAAACUAUAGCUUGCCUGUUUGACCAUAUUUGUGAAAACAGAAAACUUAAAAACAGUAGUCCUUUUCUAGAUACCAUGCCAACGAAUCCCGAAUCUAAAGUAAUACAAAUAAAUGUUAAUGUUAUUUAAGUUUUGGUUUAUCAUAUUUUUAUUUUAUUGUUAUUUAGAAGAAUAAGUUUGAAUCUAUACGUGUUGAUGAAAUAACAGCCGUUACAUCAAGCAUUUGGGAUCAAUCUCUGGAGAACAUCCAAAUUCCUUUUAAAAUCAAUAAUAAAUUAUUGAACAAUAAAUUGAUUUUAGAUUAGUAAUAGUAUUAAAACUUUGUAUGUUGGAGUAUUUGUAGUAGCAAGUUCACAAUGUAUGUCAAGAAUUAAAUUUAAAAAUACUAGCAAAAGUAAAAUUUUUGAUUGUAUAUUUCAUGCAAGACAGUGUAAUGCAAUUUAUUAUUAUUACUUUUAUUAUAUUUUGAUUUGUAUGCUUUAGAUAAUAUCACUGAUUGUGUUCAAAUUUUGAUUAAAACUAAUGUAUUAUUAAAUUUAAUUUUCAAUGUUAAUAAUAUUAAUCCAAGCCAAUAUAGUAUUUGUGCAUAAAAUUCCAAU
This is a messenger RNA of Cinara cedri, 3025 nucleotides long. NCBI's taxonomy places the organism in Eukaryota, Metazoa, Arthropoda, Insecta, Hemiptera, Aphididae. The record is from the annotation of a GenBank genome assembly.